UUCUUAGCAAUUAUCGGCAGGACAAAUCGAUUCUACUUGCAGACUUCAAUCGCUAUGCGAAUCGACUCGGUCUGAUGACUAACUUGCUGAAUUUGGAUCGGGGAAUCGCAAACUUGUAACGUGUUUUAUUUAGAUAUAUCCCGUGUGGUUUACGUAAUGUUAUCCGUUCGGCUAGAUAAAAAGCUUUAAUCAAAUGAUGUUGCCUCGGCACUGAACAGUAAAUCAAGUGUGCAAUAAAAACAACAACAAUUAUACAGUCAGUGUUUUCUGGGUGGAGUCUGUCGAUCUGUGUGUAACAAGAUGAAGAUUAACGAGAAAAAUUUGUGCAUGUUCGCGACGACACCACCGGUCGAUCUGGAAGGUUGGCUCAACAAACGGGGCGAAAUCAAUAAAAGCUGGCAGAAACGAUGGUUCGUGUUGAAGGGCAACUUGCUGUUCUACUUCGAGCGGAAAGGAGACCGAGAACCAUUGGGUAUGAUCAUUCUGGAAGGGUGUACCGUGGAACUUGCCGAAGAUGGUGAACAGUACUGUUUCCAAGUUAUUUUCCAUGGCCCCAACAACCGAACGUAUUAUUUGAGUACCGAAACGCAAAGCAAUAUGGAGCAAUGGAUGAAGGCUCUGACAUGCGCCGGAUACGAUUACAUGAAGCUGAUGGUGGCGGAAUUGCAGCGACAGCUGGACGAGAUCGAGGGUACCAAGGAGAAAACUCCGGAAAUAUCUCCGCUUCCCCCACCGAAAGCUCCACCCCGGCGACAGAAUCCCUUCAACAGGCCGCCGGUGGAGUACGCUUCCAACGCAGUGUUCGAUGCGAGUAGCGUAAUGAAAUCGAGUUCGGUUGCAUCGUACGUUUCCCCGCAAGUAACUCGGAAGGCACCCACAGUGCCAGCGGCCAUAUCAUCCCCCUCUCUGCCUCCUUCGACACGACUGAUCAAUCUGGAACUGAAGUCACCAUCGGAGGUAACAACAACAACAACACCUGCAGCCGAGUCUAGUGCAUUGGGUAUGUCUCGAUCCGCUAGCGGUCUAUCCGCCAAAAGUAGCACAGGUGGUAACGACGGCGUGUUGAACGUGGUGGAUCUGCUGACCGUCGUUAGCGACGAGUGGUCAUUCGAACGGAUGCACUCACUGCUCGGUACUCCGGUGCUGGCCGAUCUGCACGCUCGGAAAAUAACGAUGGAGAAGAAAAGCGAAGAACCGCCGCUUAUACUGUUCUAAUUGACCUUUUUUGGGCAUAGCACACCUGUCUGUUCCUAAUUAAGGGGUGGGGAGUAAAUGACGCGCUUAGGAUAUUCUUAGUUAACGUUAAAUCACAACUACGUUUUUAACCAGUUUUCGUUCUAAAUGAAUAAACUGCACAUACAUGUUUCAAUGUAUAGAAUAAUUUAUAGUUUUAUCUACUAAUCAUAGCCUACAAGAAGCUACAUAGGGUUAGUGUCAAUUACUUAGUCAUGGAUUUGGUCGUUUGCAACGUCUCUAUAUUGUGAUAGCGAUUAUCUACCUUGACAGAAAGUAAACUAUCGCAGAAAUUCUGUUGUGUCAAAAAAUUUCUACGAAGUUUUAAUAUUUCUAGAAUGGAUAGUAUCUAUGUGUAUGUAAAAGAGGAAAAUCAAACCUUUGUUGAGUCUGGGAAACGUUUUGGCUUCACAUUUUACAUCCUGUCAUGAUAUUUCGUUGUCUAGUUUCAGUUGACGAAGGGUCGCGAUGACGGAACGGUUGGAAGCCAGAGCGUAUCAGUUCUAAGGAUAUAAUUUAAAAUAAAUGUAUUUAAAGCAACAUCAAGGACACGUAGCAUAUUAUUGAACUGUAAGAAGGCCUAUUUUUCAGGGAAACAGAUUAUCUAAAUCAGUGGUGGCCAUCCUGCGACCCGAAGCCAGAUUUGAAAAAAUAAUAGUGGGUGAAAACGAGAAUAUAACUGAAAAUUGAAAAAAAAAACUUAGUAAUUCUUGUUAACCGUGGGUAUUCAAGCUGAUCAUUUUCUGUUCUUUUCCGUUUUUUUUCGUGCUAAUUCAACCUUCUGACAAUUAUUGUUAGUACUCAAAGCACUUUCUCACGUGUUUGGUGUCAACACUCGCAUAAAUAAAGGCCCUGGCCGGGUAAGGGAGUAAAGAGUGCCCCCAAACCAAAUCAUCAGCUGUAUGGCAAAUAUUGUAUAAGAUAUUGAAUAAGAAAUUUUGACGGUUUAUUUGAACUCUUAUGUGGUUUAACAUAGGAUCUAUAGUGAAAAACGUACUUUUUCGUUUAUUUCACGUCAUCCUCAAAAGCUUCGAGAUAAACAUUUGGAAAAAAAAACUGAAUAUGCAUCAUGCAUCAAAUUUAAAUACAGGAAAACCUGUUUUUGUGCGGUUGCUUUUUGCGCGAUUUCUCAUUUGUGUGACUGUUUAGGUGCGAUAUUAUUAUUUGUGCGAUUAUUUUGUAUCAUUCAAGACCCGAUGUCAUAAUAAAAUCGCACAAACGAGGAAUCACGCGGAAAGGGCCGCAUAAAAACAGGUUUGCCUGUACUAAAAAAAUAUUGAAAUUUUGAAAAAAAAAUUCUGAUUUAGAGAUUCAGUACUACUCUAAUUCAUAUUUACAGUUGUGUUCAAAAUAAUAGCAGUGGUGAUUUAAAAAUUGAAAUAUGUGAAUAUUUUGAAAAUAGCUUCUUGAUUCCAGUUUUCUUCAUAGUGAGUUUUUGAAGAGCGUUCCAGCAUAACAAAAAUAUGGUAUUUGUUUCAAGUUUUAUUUUAUUACUUAUCAAAACUAUCAAUUAUUCCAAAAAAGCAGUGUUCAAAAAAAUAGCAGUAUUGUUGUUAACACUAGAAAAACAGGAUUAAAAUGAAGGAAGCUGUUGGAAUUGGUUUUAUAUUCUGAUCAUCUACUUCAGUAUUUUGUAGUUUAAACUUUAUUCUUAAUAACAGCAGCACAUCGUUUUGGCAUAGAAUCCACAAGUGCUUGGCAGCGAGAAACAGGUAUCGCAACCCAAGAAUCACGAACUGCAGACCACAAUUGAUCCACAUUUUUCGGCUUAGCUUCAGAAACAGUGCAUUUGAUAUCUCCCCACAGGCUCUCUAUCGGGUUCAAGUCCGGACUGCGCUGGCCACUCCAUGAGCUCAAUUAACCUCUCCUUAAACCAUGUAUUAGUAAAUUUUAAAUUGGUCCAACGCCAUUGUAGGAAAAACAUUCCCAUACCAUAAUUUUUGAUCCAUCGUGUUUUACUGUCUCAAUCGUGUACUGCUGUUGAUACUCUGUGUGGACGUCUCACAUAUUGACGACGGCCUUCGAUCCAAAGAGAGCUAUUUUGGAGUCAUCCGUUCACAAAAUAUUACGCCAUUUUGCUUCGGGCCAAUCAAUGUGCAUUUUAGCAAACUUGAGGCGACUCGUAACAUUACGUUUUGUCAACAAUGAUGCCUUUCGAGGGCUAUGUGCGUACAAUUUGACUUCCGCCAAUCGUCGUCAGACUGUAACAGCGCUCACAGUUAAGUUCAGUUCAUUUUUGAUCUUAUUAUAUAAGGGAAUGUAAGGGAAUGUUGGAUGAGUCCGUGACAGUCUAACUAUCUUUCGAUCAAUUCUUUCAGAAGUGCAACGUUUUCGGUCACGAGUUUCAGACUUCUCUUAAUAUUUUAAAGCAUUGCUUAUCAUUUUGGCAGAACAACCAACUAGUUUCUGUACUUGCCUGUAGGUUUGAUUUAUUAAAGUUUUGAUUAAAUUGCGCCGCUCCUCAGAACAAUGUUUACCCAUUUUCUGCAAUACAAACAAAAAAUACAUGUUACCUUGUGCAUAUUUUACAAUUAUAUAAGCAUAUAAACCGAUCCUCGAAACGACAAAACUUGACGGAAUCUUCGAACGAAAACAUGCUUUCAUUGAAAUCGUACUUCACUGCUAUUAUUUUAAACCGCGCGGAAAGGACGCAGUCAGAAGUUUCGAAUAGAAUAUACACUGAACUAAAUAUUCUGGUUAUAAACAAUAUGAGUUUUAAGCGAGAAAUACUACCUUCGUAUGUUCAUAUGGUUAUUUGACAACAUCGAGGGUAUGUAUGCGAGAAAUUAUAAAAAAUAUGAAAAGACAAUAGGUGCUGCUAUUAUUUUGAACACAACUGUAAAUAUGUUUCUACGGCUUUUCUAGAUAUGUGUGAUUAUUUUCAGUGUUGCGCGGUACAAAAAAAAAUAUGUUUUUAUAUUUCCAAAGGAAAAAAAUCGAAAUGCCAGAAAAUAUAUAUAUUUUUUUGUACUGCGUAUUUAAAUUUAAUUUUAAUAUUAAAUGGUGGGGUGAAAAAAUAGUUUGAAUAUAUUUAUCGAUACACCUCAGUAAGAUGUACAUUCAGUUUUUUUUUUUCAUAUUUUUGUCUCAAAGCUAUUGAGAAUGGCGUGGGAAAAACGAAAAGGUGCAUUUUUCACCAUAGAUCAUAUGGUGUACCAUAUAAGGACUCAAAUACAUGGUUCAACUGCCAAAAUGAUUUAUUUUAUACCCAAUACAGCUGGUGAUUUGGUUUGGGGGAUUUUUUACUCCCUUAUUCAGCCAGACUCUUUGGAAAUAUGAAAAAAAAAAAAUUUGUACCGCGCAACACUGAAAAAAAUCACACAUAUCUAGAAAAAGCCGUAGGAACCCAUUUAAAUAUGAAUUAGAGUAGUACUGAAUCUCUAAAUCACAAAAAAAAAUUCAAAGUUUCAGUAUUUUUUUAGUGCUUAAAUUUUUGAUGAAAUGUUUUUUUGAUAAUUUUUCUUGAUACACCGUAGUAAGAUGCACAUUCAGUACUUUUUUCAAAUUUUUAUUAAAAUUUUUAUUAAAGAAUUUGAUAGAGUAGGCACCUAAGUGUAACUAUGGGAUGUGUAGAAAAAUAAUAAAAUUAUAUUAUUAUAAUAUUUAUACUAUACUUUUUAUUAAUUUAUAGUACGGAUCGUUUGUAUGGCAGCGUUUUGCAAAACCCAUAUAAUAUGACUUUGGCAUGUUGUCAAUUCAUUUUCAAAUUAAUAAAAUAUUGCUAGAUCAUGUAAAAGUUGUCUACAAACUAAGUUUGUUCUUCAUUUAAUAAUUUAUCCGCAAGUUGGGCUCCGCAAGAAACUUAGAAAAGCCGCUCUGGGCGACGAACGUGUUAAACUACAUAGGGGUUCAAAUAAACCGUCAAAAUUUCUUAUUUAAUAUCCUAUACAAUAAAGGGUGUGUGACAUCAAAUUGCAUCACGGAAAAAACGCUGUAGAAAUUCGCCCAGUAGACCGAUCCUUUUGGUUCUGUACAACGUCAGGUUGUAGUUUUUUUUUGAACAGAAAUCCAUUUUCUCUUGAAGUCCGCUUCCGAUUUGACAAAUUUUGGGUUCUUCCGGAGGGCCUGCUUCAUAAUCGCCCAAUAUUUCUCUAUUGGGCGAAGCUCCGGCGCGUUGGGCGGGUUCAUUUCCUUUGGCACGAAGGUGACCCCGUUGACUUCGUACCACUCCAACACGUCCUUUGAAUAGUGGAACGAAGCGAGAUCCGGCCAGAAGAUGGUCGGGCCCUCGUGCUGCUUCAAUAGUGGUAGUAAGCGCUUCUGUAGGCACUCCUUAAGGUAAACCUGCCCGUUUACCGUGCCGGUCAUCACGAAGGGGGCGCUCCGCUUUCCGCAAGAGCAGAUCGCUUCCACACCAUGUACUUUUUGGCAAAAUUGGAUAGUUUCUGCUUGCGAAUCUCCUCCGGAACGCUGAAUUUGUCUUCUGCGGAGAAGAACAACAGGCCCGGCAGCUGACGAAAGUCCGCUUUGACGUAGGUUUCGUCGUCCAUUACCAGGCAAUGCGGCUUCGUCAGCAUUUCGGUGUACAGCUUCCGGGCUCGCGUCUUCCCCACCAUGUUUUGCCUUUCGUCGCGGUUAGGAGCCUUCUGAACCUUGUAUGUACGCAGGCCCUCCCGCUGCUUGGUCCGCUGGACGAAUUAACUUGACAAAAUCAGCUUAUUGGCGACAUCCCGGACCGAACUUCUCGGAUCACGUCUAAACUGCUUAACUACGCGCUUGUGAUCUUUUUCACUGACGGAGCAUCCAUUUUUGCCGUUCUUCACCUUCCGGUCGAUGGUUAGGUUCUCGAAGUAUCGUUUUAGCACUCUGCUGACCGUGGAUUGGACGAUUCCCAGCAUCUUACCGAUGUCCCGAUGUGACAACUCCGGAUUCACGAAAUGAGUGUACAGGAUUAAUUCACGACGCUCUUUUUCGUUCGACGACAUUUUUCCAAAUUUACGAAAAAUUGACAGUGAAGCAUGGCCAACGUGAUCUAUACACUCUUAUCUGAUUAUAAGCGAAAGCUGAAGAUAUAAUUCCUAAAAAUUAAAUUUCUACAGCGUUUUUUCCGUGAUGCAAUUUGAUGUGACACACCCUUUAUUUGUCAUACAGCUAGUGAAACUAGUGAAACGGCAGUAACUGCUGGAAACGUUCUGAAGUGUUUUAUAAGAGAGAAUGGAAUGUACAUAAGCGUUAGAGAUAAGUUUAGAGAGAUAAAGUUUGGGAGAAAAUUCAUUCGAUCAUAAAUCAGAAAAUAGUUUGUCUGAUUCGUAAUGAAGCUAUUGCUGUUAUGAAGGUUCCAUCUGAAACAAAAAUAUGAUUCGGAACAUGCGUGGAAGUUUGUUAACACAUCAUGUGCUGGAAAUUUGCUGAACGAAAAUUGUUUGUUUGAAAGUUUGAAAGAAGUAAAGAUAGCUCAAUUAGCUAUAUUUGUUCGGGACAUAUUCAAGGAUUUCGAAGUUACCGAGGAAUUGACUUGCCUUUUUCCUAUGAAUAUACGUUUCGAGGAUGUCUUGAUUGGACGCAUUGGAUCAUCGUGAGUUCCAAGCUUAGAGCACGGUAUGGGAAAUAUUUCUUAUUUUACCGAGGUACGAUGGUUUAGUAGAGGAAAAGUAGUGCAAUGAGCUCUUGACCUCCGUAAAGAAAUUGCUGAAUUCAUGAAAAAAUAAGGGAUUUCAAAAUGAGGAGUGGAUGGAAAAUCUGGCUUUCCUGGAGGGUAUCAUAAGACAAACGAUAGAUUUGAACUUGGACCAGCAAGGUAUAGGUAAAUUGGAUCACAACAUUAGCAACCAGAUCAAAACACUCGAAAACAAACUCAAGUUUAACCAUCAAAUAGAAAAUUUCCAUUUUACCCAUCUUCGGGCUUUGAGAACUCCUCAAGUGUUGACAACUAGAAAGAAAGUUGACGCACUCCAGUCAAUGAAUGUGCAUUUUUUCGCAGAUUUUGGUACUUCAAAGCACAUGGAAAAUUUAUCCAAUUUGUUUCUAGCCCAAUCAGUUUUGAUGAUGUACAUGCCACUGAAAACAUUCAGAUGGAACAUAUUGAAACACAUUGUGAUUUAGAAAUGCGUGGCAAAUUUUAAAAUCCUGAUUUCUUGGAUUUCCACUCCAGAUUCGUUCCAGAAUAAAACGCGUUCCUUUCAUUGCUUCUUUGUUGUAAUCCACAUAUAUUUGUGAGCAAAUGUUCCUGUCAUGGAAAAAGUUAAGGAACAAAAUCACUUAUAGUCGUUUGGAAAACUAGUUUCACAUCGCUAUCUCUCAAGCUGAUUUAGAUAAAAUUGGUACAUGUUUGUAUUUAAGGUUUUUCUAUAUUGAAACAAACAAAAAAUAUUGUAGAAACUUUUUGAUGAUUGAAAGAAUGUUCUAUUUAAUCGUGAUACCGUAUUCACAUUAUCCAGUAUAGCUAUAAGUUCUGAAUGCAUUGAAUUCGCGACUGCUAUCAGUAAAGAAAUUGGGAGCACAGAAAAGUGGUAACACUGCAACCGUGUAGUUCGAUGUCCCUCUUCACUUUCACCAUCACCAUGUUUCGUGGUCCCAGCAGUAUUUGUUCCUAGCUGUUUUUGUAGCAGUUCCUAGCAACGAUAAAGCUCGGUCUGUUCGAGAUUCGUGGUCCAUACACUACAAUAGUACAAAGCAACAGCUGUUUUGGGAGAUAGGCCCAAAAAGGGACGUCUGAGGUCGGUAUGGCAGCACAAUGAUAUAUAGCCGGGUUCAGAUGGUGCGAGUAAGCAUACGAGUCGGUCUAGUCAGUUACUGCAGUGCAGCUACUCACACCGUGUGAACACAUCAUGCCCGUUAGUGUCAUGUGUAAUCCGGCGUGCGAACUACUUCAAAGUUUUUUGAAUUCACUCGCACUCGCAUCCCUCAAAACGUCAAAAACUGAAUUUAGCGUUCGAAUCAGGGAUGCCAAAUGUAAAGAAAUGUCUCUAUUUUUAAGAUAUUUGAAAAUAUGCGAAGAUAUUUAUAGACUUGAAAAUUAUUGGAAAAACAAAUAAAACCCUCAUAGUUUCUAAACGAAAUCGUUGUUAUUUUGUUACGCACGCUGGCGGGGUACGCUUUCUUUUUGAGAUAAUUUUCUUGAGAAUCUCUAAUAUCAGGCACAAUUUUCAUUCAAAAUUCACUCACAACCUGCAAUUAAAGUAUUGUUCUAAAAAACAGAAUACAUAUUCGAUUUUAAAAAGUACAUUUUCAUUCAUAAUUUUAUUUUCUGACGCGUAUUUAUUCCACCUGCAAAUCUACUAUUAUUUUUAUUUCACAAAUUGGCACACGAAGCUGCCAACAAAGCAAAAUAAAUAAAAUUAAAAUCUUAAAAAUUUAAAAAUCUUUUAGGUUGCCAUUUAUAGCAUCACAUACUUCCGGAAUUAUCUUGGCUAUGAAUGCUUUCGAGAAUCUAAAAAAUAUCGACAACAAUCUGAACGAUAUUCCAGAAGCAAGGCACAUCAAUGUCGUUUUUUAAUUGCACUCUUGCAGGUAUAGCAUUCCUCAUGAGUGUAUCUUGGCGUUGUAUUUUUGGACCAAUGAAAUCCAACAGUGUUUCCACUAAUUCAGGUGUUUUUUUCAACACUGCUAUGUACUCUAGACGAUCAUUAUCGUAGAGUUCCUUCAAGAUUUUAUUUGUUGUUCCUUUUUCUCGCAUCCAAUUCCUGGCCCAUAUCCUUUUGCCUUUCUGCUUUUUCGGAUAGUAUCUUCAGUUCGAAGAAAAUCCGCACAAAAUAUUUUUAUACACGGUCAGCGUGUAUUUCGCAAUAAAAUUGUGCAACUAAAUAAAAUAGAUGCAACUGAAAACCUGAGACGAAUACUGCCAAUAGAGAAGUCGAUUUCGGAUCAAUCAUCUGUCAAAUUCGGACCUGAUUGCUGUUUCUGACUAUUUGAUGGACAUUUGAGAAAUCAUCUGGCAUCCCUGGUAAGCCAAUGCUGUAGUAUCUAGUUUCUCGUCAGCAGCUCACACUGUGUGAACGGACAAGGCGAGUCAACCAAUUGUCAAGCGAGUUCACCGGGUCAGUAGCUGCUCAUUCUCAAGUCAGUUACUAGCAACGUAUAAAUGGGCCUUAUGUUGUUUUUUUUUGUCUGUAUUAUAGUGACUUUCAACUCAUUUGGCUGGUUCGUCACUUUUACUUUUUGGAAGAAUGUCGGGAGUGAGAAUUGAUCUCGUGACCUUUAGCGUGAGAGGCAUGGAUGUUACCACUACGCCAGAUCGGCUCCACGGCCUUAUGUUGUUCAUGAACGCGUUCAACGCAAUCCUCUUCGGAACCAAAAGCGUUCAUCAGUCGAAAUGAAUUGGAUAAAUUAAUUGGUGCGUAUAUCGAUGUGUGAGUCAUUGAUUGAUGCCCAGAUUGAAGCGCACAUGUUUGGAACGAUGCAAAAAACUCCUAGAAUGAUUAAAGAACGAGAAUCCAAACCAAACCUACCAGACUUCUUCUCUGCAAAUGAUUGGCCAUUUGUCAAUCCAUCGGAUUAAUCACUCUGGGUCAAGUUUGAGGAGCGUGCCUGUGGACAUUCUCAUUGUUAAAGUUAAAGAAUUCUAUUGAGGAGCUGCAACGAUUGACGAUUGGCCUUAGUGUUUUCGACUCUGCGUGAAGAAGAAAUGGUCGAAAAUUUUUAUCCAAAAAUGUUAAUUCUGAAUACUUUUAUACCUUCAAUAAAAGUUUUGGGGUUUUAUCUCAUUUUGUCCUCGAGUUAUGAAUUUUACAGGUAUGAACUGAAUGCUUUCUAAUUUAAAUAACUUUCUAAUUCAAAUAUGCAUUUUACUCUUCUACGUCUAGUAAAAGUGACCAGCGAACACUUGCUGAAAAGACAUCAACCGAAGGGAUCGGUUCGUAAUGGGUAUCGGGAGCAGGACUUUUAUUCAGAUAGAUAUUUCUCGUCGUAAAAUUCGCCAGAUUGGAUAUUAGCAUGCCUCAUCGAAUGCAGAAUCUCAUCAAUCUAAACUCCCAUUAAAUUCUAAACUCUCAUUAAAUUCCAAAAAUAGCAACGCUUAGCCAUUAAUAUGUUUGUGAAGGUCACUAAACUACAUCACAGCUCAUCGGAAGUCAAAUAAGACCCACCAAUCAGCGAAUCGCGCCGAACGUUGUGCCGCAGCAUUGUUAGAAAAACGCUAGAGGACCGCAAUUGUACCACCGCCAUUUUUCCGUUCGAUUUGGUUGUUGCUUGUUCGGUAUUUUCGUCGCAUCAUAAAUGUUUCAUGUGUUGUUAACAGUCGCUACUGAGAAUCAUCAUUAUACACACGCCCACCACCUCAUAUCGUAUUUAACCGCUUGAACCUUCAAAAAAACCAAUGGUCUAGUCUCUAAGAUUCGCUGACUCAAUCCAACGCACCACGCGUUCUUCUCCCAUCGUCUAUUUUCCGUUCCAGCAGCAGCGAAACGGCACCGCAAAAGAAAACCACUUGAGUCGCAUUUUUAAGCUCACUCACUAUUGAUAAUGUGUUGUUAGUAAGGAAAAAGAAACCGGGAUUGUGGUACAAAGUUUCCAUCAAUAAACAAUACUCUCGUGUGUUUGUGUGGAAUACAACACAGCAAAGGUUGUAACAGAGGAGGCUUGAGUGCAUUUCACAGUUAAAUGCUUGAGAAUUUACAGUGCCAAAAUAGUAAUUAGUAGGGAAAAUACGCUUUCCAUCUGAAUUAUCAUAAUGUAUAAUGUAUUAUCUUAGAUAUGUUUUAAUUCAGUGCAAUUGUGUGCAACUGUUUUUUUUACUUUGAUAUGAAAUAAAUUGUUAAACGAA
Toxorhynchites rutilus septentrionalis is the source of this 10933-nucleotide messenger RNA. It is a transcript of the gene IPIP, whose product is annotated as sesquipedalian-1. Bases 301 to 1215 code for a protein of 304 amino acids. Gene Ontology annotation, cellular component: early endosome; recycling endosome; trans-Golgi network. The record is from RefSeq and is a predicted model, not a curated record. Gene Ontology annotation, biological process: receptor recycling; endosome organization; retrograde transport, endosome to Golgi. NCBI's taxonomy places the organism in Eukaryota, Metazoa, Arthropoda, Insecta, Diptera, Culicidae. The transcript is spliced from 4 exons.